This is a messenger RNA of Brassicogethes aeneus, 641 nucleotides long. The record is from the annotation of a GenBank genome assembly. Lineage: Eukaryota; Metazoa; Arthropoda; Insecta; Coleoptera; Nitidulidae.
UCUCAAUGGAAUGGCCGAGCAGUAAUGUCCCAUUUGGGGGUAUUUUACACCCAAAAAAAGUCAACUACAGUGAAGAUACAGCGAAAUUUUUAAAAGAAUUAAUAGACGAAAGCAAGCUUUCAAUUCGCCAGAAGGAACGCUUCGAGAACAUAUUAAGGAACGGGGAAGAUUUACCAACCAAACAAAAAAAAAAUACCAAAGACUUGGCCAGCAACACAGAGGUUACCAUAAGACCCGGAAGCCCGCGAAAAAGAACCAUCCAAACCAUUUUGCAUUCCGGCGCUUACGAAAGGGAAAAAUUUGUACCGCAACAUCCAGUCGUUGAUAGAGAAAAGGAAAAGGAAAAAUUACAGGACAUAAUGGCCUUUAACCAAGUUGUGGAGCCCAAGAAGUUCUGGCCUGUGUUCGAUGUGCCAAACGACGAAACGCCAAGGGACGCAAAAAUCAAUAGAUUUGAUCAAUUGGAAAAAGAAAUUUCAGACCGAAAACUCUGGUUGGAGGAAAUGGAGAAGUUGGGAGAAGCCGACCGUUUUCGUUUCAUCAUUAAUCAACAGAUCCAGGGCAAAAUUCGAGAAAUGGAGAAACUGAAAACCGCCAAAAAGUUAUAAUAAACAUUAAAAUCAAAAAUAUAUUCUUCCAAA